Messenger RNA from Tripterygium wilfordii, 1688 nucleotides. RefSeq names its product NAC transcription factor 47-like. Gene Ontology annotation, biological process: regulation of DNA-templated transcription. The record is from RefSeq and is a predicted model, not a curated record. The transcript has 3 exons. Lineage: Eukaryota; Viridiplantae; Streptophyta; Magnoliopsida; Celastrales; Celastraceae. The coding region runs from base 214 to 1329 and encodes 371 amino acids. Gene Ontology annotation, molecular function: DNA binding.
CUCUUACUUUGGCCUGAUCUCUUUAACUUUGCUUUUCCCAUAAAAGGACAAAGUUUCCACCUCCAUAAAUUGGCACCCUUUCCUCCUCUCUCCAAAAUUUCAAGACCCCCUCUUCUCUCUUUCCCUUCUCUCUUUUAGUCUUGGCUUUGACAAAAUCUUGGUUUGAAAUAUUUUUUUUGGUGUGUUUGUUUAGAAAUAGUUGUUGUAGGAAACAUGAAGAAUCCUCAAUCAAGCUUACCACCAGGAUUUAGGUUCCACCCUACUGAUGAAGAGCUCAUUCUUCAUUAUCUUAGGAAAAAGGUUACAUCCACACCGUUCCCUGUUUCGAUCAUAGCCGAUGUCGAUAUCUACAAGUUUGAUCCCUGGGACUUACCAGCCAUGGCUGCCUUUGGUGAGAAAGAAUGGUACUUUUUUAGUCCCCGAGACCGGAAGUACCCGAAUGGUGCUAGGCCUAACAGAGCAGCUGCGUCCGGGUAUUGGAAGGCCACCGGCACAGACAAGAUUAUCAUGAAAUCAGCGACGGUGUCCGGUGGCGGCGGAGAAAUGCAAGAAAACAUUGGUGUAAAGAAAGCUCUUGUGUUCUACAAGGGAAGGCCUCCAAAGGGUGUCAAGACUGAUUGGAUUAUGCAUGAAUAUAGACUUGCAGAUGCCCUUAGCUAUAACCACAACAACAAACCAAUCAAGUCCAAAGAUUGUCCCAUGAGGUUGGACCAUUGGGUUCUCUGCAGAAUUUACAAGAAAUCCAAUGUUUCAACACCAUCAAUGGCAGCUGCAGCAAGUGGUCAAGAAGAGGAAGGAGAAGAAGAAGAGCAGCAAUUUGUGCAAGAUUAUCCCCCUCUACCAGCCUUGAAAAGCUCUGUUAGCCACAACAGGCUUAAUCCCCAGAAAUCUUGUUCAUUCUCCAACUUAUUGGAUGCCAUGGAUUACUCAUAUUUGAGUAACAUUCUUUCAGACGAUCAAGGAAACCAAACUGGGUUUGAUUUUUCAACUGCGGCAUUCAACAGCGGCUCUGCAACACAAGACCAGGCCUUCUUCAGUAAUGGCGGAAACAUCGGUAGCAGCAGCGGCGGCAAUUACAUGAUUCAGAAGCUGCCUCCAUUGAGCAAUUCAUGUAGUCCAAACAUGGAGAACAAACUGAAGAGGCAAAAUCCACUUGUUGAUGAGGAUAUACUGAACCACCCAUCAAAGAAACUCGUCAACUCUUGCAGUUUCACUAGUAACACCACCACCCAACCUGAUCAUAUGCCACAGCAGUACAAUUUUCUAAACCAUUCAUUCUUGAUCAAUCAGCAGUUGCUUCUCAGUCCUCACCUUCAAUUCCAAGGAUAGAUACAUUGUUCCAAAAGGAACAAAGAACACAAAUUUGAAAGGGAAAAAAAGAAAAAGAAAAAAGGGAGGUAGAUAAGCCUUGUUUGUUCAAGAUGUGCUCAGAAGGAUUGUGUGUGUAUUAAAAAGGAGAUACCAUAUGAAAGUCAAAAGGUAGUAGAAAACAAUGAUGAAUCAAGAAAGUAGGGGGUUUCAUGUCAAAUGAUUCAAAAGAUUUUUGUAGAAAAAACUACAAAAAGAUUGCUUAAAAGUGUUCGAAUUGGAAGAUUACUUUUUGAGUCUCAGUAGAUAAGGUUACAUGGGUCUGCAAAAUGUUUAUCUCAUUUUUUCCCUUGAAAUAAAAAAGUUAUCUUUUCCACUAU